This is a messenger RNA of Salmo salar (Atlantic salmon), 1909 nucleotides long. RefSeq names its product SWI/SNF-related matrix-associated actin-dependent regulator of chromatin subfamily A member 2. Gene Ontology annotation, molecular function: protein binding; chromatin binding. NCBI's taxonomy places the organism in Eukaryota, Metazoa, Chordata, Actinopteri, Salmoniformes, Salmonidae. Gene Ontology annotation, cellular component: RSC-type complex. Gene Ontology annotation, biological process: chromatin remodeling; transcription elongation by RNA polymerase II. The record is from RefSeq and is a predicted model, not a curated record.
CACACACGUGGACACACGACCAAAAAUGACCACUAGCAUGACAUCAUCGUGGCAGCACUGAGCUUAAGUUAUUUGUGUGCAGUCUGAGCCGUGUGUAACAUGCACAUUAUAAUCUCAUAGAUCCCUCACCCCACCCUUCACAGAGUCUUAAACCCACGCUGAAAAGCAAUGCAAAAAUCAUUCAUUAAAAAAAAAAAUGGACCCGAUAACUUUAACAGGAUAUGGAAGAAAAAAAAGGCGUAUGGCGACAGUCGAUAUUAAAACAUGCAGAGGCAGACGAGCUUGGGGCCUUACUGAGAGGAAUGAGACUGCAGCAGAGGCGAGAGGACAGGGAGAGAAAUGCUUACUGCAGCCCGCCACACUGAGCCAGAGUGAGAUGACUACUAUCAUUAUAACAUUGUUAUUUUCCCCUGCUCAGCUACCCAUUGAUUUGUGUAUGAAAACCUAGUGCUUUUCUUUUUCUUCUGCAUGCUUGCCCCCCUUCUGGGUUCCUGCUCUUUGAGUGAUCAGCUGAUGAAGAGGCUAGCAGCUCGCCGCUAUGCUGGCUUGCUAAUUCUCUCCCCUCCAGCUGCAGCCGAUCCAGCUACAACCCAUCCUGAUCCACAGAGCCAGACUGCAGACUGCAGCCAGGUGGAGGAGAACGGGGUCUUGGAGGACAUGGAAGAGGACAUCAGCCUGAAGAAACGGAAAGGUGAUCACCACGGCAACAAAGACUUAGAGUCACGAGACUCUGGCCAGGAGGCUGAAGGUGAAAAGGUCAAGAAACGCCGGGGACGACCUCCGGCGGAGAAACUGCUCCCCAACCCCCCCGAGCUCACCAAGCAGCUGAGCACACUGGUGGAUAUGGUCAUCAACUACAAAGAUGGGUUGGGCCGUCAGAUCAGCAAAGGCUUCAUCCAACUGCCUUCUAGGAAGGAGGUGUCAGAGUACUACGAGCUGAUCCGAAAGCCUGUGGACUUCAGGAGGAUCAGGGAGCGUGUGCGCAAUCAUAAAUACAGGAGUGUGGGAGAUCUGGAGAAAGACAUCAUACUGCUGUGUCACAACGCCCAGACCUUCAACCUGGAGGGAUCUCAGAUAUUUGAGGACUCGAUUGUUCUCAAGUCUGUGUUUGAGAGUGCACGACAAAGGAUUGUCAUUGAUGAUGAGGUGAAACAGGACAGCACUGCCAUCCGUGAUGAUGACGGAGGUCGAGACAAUCAGUUGGUUUCAUCAGCAGUGAAAAUGGCAACAAAGCAGGGGAAACAGAGGAUGAAGGAGGAGAGAAGCAGAAAGACGAAGGUCAAGAAGACAGUCUACAGUGAUGUAGACAGCGAUGAGGAUCUGGAGGACAAUACAGCUAAAGAUGAGGGUUGACCUGGAGGACCAAUGCUAGUUCAUUUAUCCUCCUUAUCCUCUUUCUUUCUAUCCACUGUGACUGUUUUUGCGUUGCAGCUUAUUCAUUUGCUCACCUUGCAAAAGGUUUGUCUCAUCUCAAGUCAAGAAAGCUACUCAAAGGAACGUCCUUAACUAAUUAUGUUGGUCCUCAAAUAAUUAAUGCAGCCUCAAAUGUUCAUGUCCUUUUACUGUUAUUUAGGUUUUUUUUAAUGAUGUUGCUCCCUCGGUCUUCAUGUGAAAGCUACUGUGUGUAUCCUUAAUGCUUUACCAGAGGAUAUCUCUCCACUCUUUUUCCAUUUGUUUUUUAAAUUAGAAUGUAUUUCUGCUGAGACGGAGACCACCCUCAGAGAGUGGCGCCUGUUGAUAACAUCUCUAUAUGUUGUGUACAGGUAUGGGAGAUGUCAGAACAUGGUUGGUCAGUUCUUCAAUAUGACCAGGAUGGACACUACUGGAUUGUUUCAAAUCUCAAAAUGUGUGGAUUUAAAAUGAAAUUUGAUUCUGUAAUAAAACUCCAAAUAGGAGAAGUGUAUUUGAA